ACAGACUUAAAGGGCCAAAAAAGAAGGUCGACGACACAAAAGCUGCCUGUCCGACCUCCCAUCCUCUCUACACCACGAGCGGCAUCUCAGAGCCUCAAUGCCUGAAAUUGUUUAAUUUCUGAUCAAAUCGUCUGAGAAGUUUGGAUGGAGCGGAAAGCCUGGGCAUUCAUAUGCCUGAUUUGGUGCAUCCUUAUCGCUUCCACGACCUCUUUUGACUUUUUCCAGUCUCGUACUACUAGCGGCGGCAGCUUCUUUGGCGGCAGCGGAGGCUUCCCAGGGGGUCCUGGAGGGUUUUAUCGCCCGGACAGCGGCGGAGAUGGAGAGAACGGCGGAGAUAGCGACCAAGGGGGCUACUACGCGACGCUGGGCAUCCCAAAAACGAGCACCCUGAGCGAGGUCAAGCGCGCCUACCGGCGUCUCGUCGUGCGCCUGCACCCCGACAAAGGCGGGGACGAGAAGGCGUUCAAGGCCUUGCAGGAGGCCUACGAGGUCCUCUCAGACCCCGCAAAGAGGAGGCUCUACGAUGCCUACGGCAAAGCAGGCGUGGAGAUGGGGAGCGGGGCCCAGGGAGGGAGGCCAGAGGACGUGUUCUCCUCCUUCUUCGGAUCGGGCCGGGCGCGCGGCUUUGGCGGAACGGGCGGCCCCCGCCGGUCUCCCAACCUGUACCUGCAGGUGGAGCUGACCCUGGAAGAGCUCUUCAAAGGCGCGACGCGAAAGGUGCGCCUGAACCGACAGAAGGUAGUGGACCGGCGGCUGGUGGUGGAGCCCAAGGUCUUGGAGGCCGCCUUCGAGCGGGGCAUGCAGGACGGGGCGCGUCUGGUGCUGGCGGGGGAGGCGGAGGGGCUGGGGAAUGCGGCCCCGGGAGACAUCAUCAUCCAGGUUCGCGAGCUCAAGCAUCCCACCUUCGUCCGCCGGAACGCCGACCUGCUCUGCGAGAUGAAAGUGACUCUUACGGAGGCCUUGACGGGCUUUGAGCGACCCUUACGCCACCUGGACGGUCGGCAGCUGUGGGUGAAGGGGAAGGCGGGGCAGGUGACGAGGCCGGGCUCGGUGUGGCUCUUGGAGGGGGAGGGCAUGCCCGUGCGGGGGGAGCCCUCCUUGCGCGGCCGCCUCUUUAUCAAGUUCGCGGUCGUCUUCCCCCCG
Molecule: messenger RNA, 1143 nt
Organism: Nannochloropsis gaditana CCMP526
Product: molecular chaperone
Exons: 3
Biological process (GO): protein refolding
Cellular component (GO): cytoplasm; cytosol
Molecular function (GO): Hsp70 protein binding
Source: RefSeq, a predicted model, not a curated record